AUGUUAGAGGAUAUUGAUCCAGACCGCUUCCCUAGAAAUAGAGAACACAAUGACCAGCUGCUAUCUGCAGCUGCAUCGCCCGCUACGACAGCUACUAACGCUUGCGAACCUACUGCAGCUGUAACACCCGCUCCUGCAACUGAAGCAACCCAGAACCCGACGACUUCUCGUCCAUCACCGUCUGCUACAGCUCCACCUACAGUACGUGCAUCCACGGAACCUUCUACACCUGAAACAAGACCUGCUGCUGUUACUCAACCAUCAAGAGCUCAACCUUCACGAUCCACAUCUGAUUUUUACUCAUCCGACUCAACGGAUGAGGACGUCUGUGUGGGAACGCCAUCUCCACAUUCACGGAAAUGUCACUACUCAGCUGCCGAUGUCCUUCACGACACUACACGAUCAACCUUCAAGGAUAACUCCACAAUGACAACACGAAGUCAGACCACCAAGACAGACAAGCCCAAGAAAAAAGACCCACGACCAGAGUUUGCUUAA
Procambarus clarkii (red swamp crayfish) is the source of this 498-nucleotide messenger RNA. Lineage: Eukaryota; Metazoa; Arthropoda; Malacostraca; Decapoda; Cambaridae. The record is from RefSeq and is a predicted model, not a curated record.